UACUCCGGACACAAGCUCGAGCCAUCGAGGCUUGCACCUUACUUUUGCUCGUAGUGCUUCGGAAAACAUGCUGUCAAAGUGCGAAAACAUCCGCGAUGCUUUGAAGUCUCUCGUAACCGUUUUAUGGAUCACUUUUACCGUUUUUUCCGUUGCUGUCGACGGCCAGGAGGGAAAUGGCUGUGGACAUUCCCUGCUGGGCACGGAGUCCGGCACGUUGGCCUCUCAGAACUAUCCGGGCACCUACCCCAGUGACACCUGGUGCAGGUGGAGGCUUCGGGUGCCAGACGGGCGAACGCUGCGCCUGCUGUUUGGGGAUUUUGACAUAGAGAGCAGUCCAGGUUGCAGGAACGGCUCCCUGCUGAUCGCAGACAACAGCGGAGAAGCCAGUCUGGGUCCGGUGUGCGGGAAGCUUGAUGCAUCACAGAAGAACUUGACUCUAAAGAGCAAUGAAGUGACAGUGACGUUCAAGUCGGGCCCCCACCGCUCUGGACGAGGCUUUCUACUUUCUUAUGCCACAGACCAGUAUCCGGACCUCAUUUCUUGUUUACAACGAGGAUCCCAUUCCAGCUCGCAGCUUUUGAGUGCGUACUGCCCUGCAGGAUGUAAGGAUGUCACGGGGGAUGUUUGGGGGAACUCUGAGCAGGGCUACAGAGAUACGUCGGUCCUGUGCAAGUCGGCCGUGCACGCCGGAGCAGCGUCUGACAGUCUGGGAGGUCGGGUCACUGUGCAGCGGGGGAGGAGUCUCACGCUCUAUGAAUCCACCUUUGCCAAUGGAAUCCUCUCAAAAAUGGGAUCAUUGUCUGAAAAGAAGCUGCUCUUCAACCAAGAUUGCAACAACAUCCUGAAGGUUUCUGGAUUAAAUGCAUCAUCUCUCUGGGAUGAAGACAGCCAAGGACACGCAAUGUCCUGGUCCUCCAGAAACAUCGAUUCUAGCAACGAGUUCUUGCCCUGGGCUGCAGGCGGUAAUGAUGUGAACCCGUGGGUGGAACUGGGUCUGAGUGAUAGAAGCACUAUCACAGGAAUAAUAACCAAGGGAUCAAACGACCACUACAUAGAAUCCUUCAGUGUUUUUUUCAGCAAGGACAGAAAAUCUUGGAAGCUUUACAAAGGGGCUCUCAGCAAGGAAAAAAAGGUGUUUCGUGCCUAUACUGAGGGACACCUCCGGGUCCUCAAUAGCCUUUUCCCUCCCGCGGUGGCCCGCUUCGUACGGCUGCAGCCACUGAGCUGGCGUGGCCGCGCUUCAGCUCAGUUGCAAGUCCUGGGCUGUCCUGUUGCCAAGGUCACACCGAGGACGCGCCCGGCCGCCGAGUCUCCGCCCGUCAAGGUCAACAUGGGCCCGCCGCGGCCCAGCCCCACCCCGACGCCCACCCAUGGCCCAGUGUUAGUGGACACGAGACUGAGCUCCGGUCAGCCGGUGGUGGUGGCAGUGGGAGUGGUCCUGGGGCUGAUAAUGUGCGGUAGUUGUUUGUUGGCUGGAGUCUGGUGGAAGAGAAGGAAAAAAGAGUCACAAAUGAAGUACUCCUUACCAACAGUCGGUUGUCAGAGCUUCCAGGCGAAGAGUCUCUCGUGCAGACAAUCCGAUCUCAUCUCCUACCCACUGGAGCGAAAUGUCCAUGACGCUCUGCCAAGCCCUCCUCUUAAUGACUAUGCAGAGCCCGAUGUUGCAGCCGUCGGACAGAAGAUUGGCUCAACAUUUAGACCGUCCUCCGAUGAGGGCUACACCACCCCGUUCGCCUUCAACCAUUACGACACCCCUGGCAACCUGCCAGAGUACGCCGAGCCUCUCCCCCCGGAGCCCGAGUACGCCACGCCAUUCAGCGAGCUGCCCUCGGAGUCCGUCCUGCAAACCUUGACGGGGGUCGCUCACAGCGGUUCGCAUACAACAGCGCCGACCGCUGGAACUAGGAGCACGUCUGGGCACGCUCAGUAUGACUGCCCCUCACACAGGAUGCUGUCAAAUGGUUACUGCACACCUGCCCUGCAUGCCAAUGGCCCAAGGCCGGUCAGCGUGGUGUAUGCAGAGCCCAAGUCAUGUGACUCUUUACUACAGAAGCACACCUUUGAGGAGCCUUUGUAAAGACGAUAAAGACACGGAAAAAAGGGACGGCCAAGGCGAUCUCAAAAGGACAGAAGACUGUGUUGUCCAGACAGAACUAAUGCUGACACAGCUGAACCUCCAGUGAGCGAUGUACCCAAAGUCGAUCAGCUGUGCACAAUGAUGUGAGAGCCGUAUGCACACUAACAUUUCCUCCCAGGAAGUAUGUAGUUCAACAGCCAGAGUAUCCUGUGGUGCACAAAGAAAAUGCAGGUUCAGUUUCCCCUCAGUGAUUAUGUUUAUUAAAAUGUUUAAACACAAGCUGCACUUUCAGAAAAUACAUACAGCAAUGUACGCAGGGUAUUUAACAGGCAAGAGUGGAUGAAAUAUGUUACAUGUCUUCACGUUGUGUUCACAAUGUAUAUUUCAAAAUGUUCUGUGAAAAGUGGUCAAGAUUGCUAUUACUUUGUGUAACCACUGGGGGGCUCUAUUGAGCCAUAAACAGGAAUGUAUUGCAAUUAUUGGUCUCCUGGUUUAAUUUACUCAGAUAAUUGUCACCCAUUUAAAACAUUCAUAGUAACAAAUAAACAUGUUCUUUUUGUAUUGUAGUAUAACACAGAAAGGCACAACAGGCAAGAUGGUAUGAUGAUUAUGAUUUGACCAAGAUACAAAAAAACAUUAAAAACCAUUCCAGUAUGUAGCAGUCUAUCUUUUGCCACAGUAGAGCAAUGUAA
This is a messenger RNA of Pungitius pungitius (ninespine stickleback), 2769 nucleotides long. Its product is annotated as discoidin, CUB and LCCL domain-containing protein 1. The record is from RefSeq and is a predicted model, not a curated record. The transcript has 15 exons. Bases 68 to 2077 code for a protein of 669 amino acids. Gene Ontology annotation, molecular function: signaling receptor activity. Lineage: Eukaryota; Metazoa; Chordata; Actinopteri; Perciformes; Gasterosteidae. Gene Ontology annotation, cellular component: plasma membrane.